UAACAAAUGAAGAUGGCGGCCGUUGUAGAAAGAGUAGAGGGAGGUUUUGGAGUCCUGGAUUGUGACUCGGUGUCACCGAGAUUGUCUACACCACCACCGGAUCAACCACACCAGAACAACCCGCUCUUAGGACUUCCCAUUGUGGCGAUUGAAACUAUUCUCAAUUUCCUGUCUUACGACGAAAUCAGCCUGCUACGCUUGGUGAGAGAACAAAAACAAACCACGAAGACAAUACCAAUGCAGCGUCUGGCUAAUCUAGCUCCUGCUAGCUAUUUAACGAAAGCUAGUAGUAGCGUAGCUAGUUAGCUAAAUCAUAACAUGCCUUGAUUCACUGCUUAUAUGUUAGAAACGUGGAUGUCUUUCCCACUACUACUACUACUAAUAAUAAUAAUAGCUAAAGGUACCGAAAUAUAGCUAACAAGGGCUAGCUAGCUAGCUUAGUUUAAUAAAUCGGUUUUUAUUUCAACAACACCGAGCUGUUCCAUUCCCAGUUGCUUUAGCCAGAUGGGGCCCUGGCCUGGCUGGAACUCAUGGCGAACUUGUCAAAUUCAAACUAACACAUAGGUAUAUUGUUUGUAUAAAACGGUACUGAUUUUAUUUUCUAGCUAAAUGCGUUACCUAGCUACUUAGUAUGUUUCAAGAUUUAGCAAAAACUGUUCGAGUGUAAUUCUUAAUGUCCACACUAAGUAUUUGAAGUUGGGUUUUAUUUCUGCGUUCCACCAAGUACAGUAUGACUUUCCUUUAAUUUACUUGUAUCCUCUGGAAGACAGUGGUGUAAUAGGCCAAUUGACAUCUAGAGGGAGGUGUUGGAACGAUCUGUGUGGAUGGGGGAGGAGUAGGCUAUUUCAGCUCUGCCUCAGUCCAUUUCGAUCUGGCCAUUGUAGAGUCCCAGUCGACAUUAAAGUGGAACUGACAGAAUUUUAGCAACAUUAAAUCUUAUUAAAAUCUGUUCAUAUACACCCCCAGGAAUAAUACGACACUUUUAAAAACAUUUUCUGACAAGCGAUCACUUAGAUAUGGUAAUUUUAAUACAUUCUUAGAAUGUUUGGGAAUUACGUAUAUGCAAAGGCAUUUGUGAGAAUUCUAUAGUAAUAUAGUGUGAAAGCGGCCUUGUGUUUGGACAAUUAAUAGACACUGCAGUAAAUAAAGCCUAAUAAAAACAUCUGUCUCGUCCAGGACUGGCGUCUACGCAGACCGGUGCACCAUAGCCAAUCAGAGCUACAGUAGGCCUUUAUGCAAACAAGACAUUGCCACACAGGCCUGCCAUUAUUCACUUUGAACUGGACUGUGUGUUUACAGGCAGUUGUAACAGCUGACUUUAGCUCAAUAGAACGCAUUCACCAAAAGCCACAAAAUACACCUGAAUGUAUUUCUGCAAAUAUGUCAAUACCAUGGGAUUUCUCCUUUACAUUUGGGAACUUUAGUCCUAUUGAUCAAACAACCAUGAGAAGUUAGGCUCUCUCUCCCUCAGUUAUGCACAAGAUCAACAACUAAUGCUAGCCAGAGCAAGAUGAGCUAAAAUAUAACAAAAUAACAUUAGAUAAACCCUCUCAAACAUUUUCAGCUAUUUGGCUGUCAAAAUUGCACUGAGAAAUGAUGGGGAAUUGUAGCCUACUUGUCCUUCUGCAGCUUGCCUGCCUGGCUGAAGUUGGCUAGCUAGCUACUUCCAGACACAAAUAAGAGAACACCUCACUCUGACCAUUUUACUCACCCUAGCAGAGCUGGUUAGCUAGGCUGUUUACAUGUUAUCUAGAGUGUUCGUGAUUGUUUUGCCUACGUUUACUGACACUGGUCAUAUUCAGCGUGUGUUGCGUAAAUUAAUCAGCUAUUCUGCACUCUGGCACACAGACGAGUGCUCUGAAAUUGGAGUAGUGAAUUUGGAGGCAGCAAACAAUGUACCAGGCUUGCUGUGAUUUAUAACCUGAUAGCAAUAUUUUAGGACUACCAAGAAAUGUAUUAGAAUUACAUUAAUCAUGCAAUGCCUUAGUGUACAUCAUGGAAUGUUGAGUCAAAUAGAACCUAUUUAUAAAACCUGUUAUAAAGUUGGUUUUGUAGCAUAAACUGGGAAUUUUAUAUUUGUCCGUUUUCAUAUCUGCAAAGUAGUUAAAAUGCUGUCAGUUCCACUUUAAGGCGUCCACAUGCUUCCCCCGAAACAGUUCAAAAGAGUUUGUGCAUAUAUUAUGACAACGUUUUGGACUUCGGUAAGGGUUUUUUCGGCUGUUCGGGCACGUUACUACUUUUUUCAUGAUGGUGCUAGACAGCCAUAUGAGUGCUAGCUACAGAACAUAAAGCUAGCCCAACCUGGACCCUGGGGUAGACGUAACAUAGUAAAUGGAAAUCUGGGACACUCCAAUUAGGAUAUGUUUAGUAUGCUAUGUCUUAAUUUGUGGAUGUCCAUCAUCCAUUUCGUACAAAAUGUUACAUUUUAAUUUGUUGUGGCGAGUGCAAGCUAGGUGGCUAACGCUAGCUGGGUUAGGAGUUAAGUUAAAGGGUUAGGGGAAGGGUUAGCUAACAUGCAAAGUAGCUAAAAAGUAGUAAGUAGUUGCUAAAGUUGUCUGUGGUGAGAUUCGAACACGCAACCUUUGGGUUGCUAGAUGUUCGUGUUAUAUGCUCACCCAUCCAACUUGACCAACCACCCUACUUUCGUUUUUGCCUUAAGUAACCUGUCAUAUGUAACAUUAUACUAAUUUGAGUGUCCCAGAUUUACAUUUACUAUGUUACGUCUAGUCUGAGACCAGGCUGGCUAGCCAAAACCAACAACACAAAUAAAUUGACUAUUCAGCUACAAGUAGUGAGUGGGGUUAAACGGACUAUACUAAACAAGUAAAAUGUCUUGCCUUUGAUUUUUGUUGUUUGUUUUUAAUGAUUUCUUCACACGGCUACGCCUACGUGUAGCCUACUUAGACAACCGGAUCCCACAUUUCCCACUCUCCCAUGCUGAAUAGCCUGAAGCCACAUGGCUCUUCUCACAGGCUCUAUUUCCCUACAUGGAGCAUUGCGGCAUUUUUGAUCUGGUUACAUGUACAUUGAACAACACAGCAGCUUUUCGGCAUGUUUUAUUUCUGUAUACAAAUCCAUAACGAAGUUGACCCUUCAAUGGGAAAGAAUGUUUGUUUUCCCCAAUUUGUGGGUGUGUCAAGGGGAAUUAUUUGUUAUGACGAAUAUCACUCUUGCGUAUACUAAAGACAGUACAGUAUGAUGGGCAGAAACUGCUCUCCAAUGGAAAUCCCAGAUCACACUUGUAGUCGCUGUCAUGGCGACUGGUAGCUAGCUCGUGUAGAAACACGUCAUCGGUCUAACUCGUCUCGCGCGAACUCCGGUGCAGCCGUGCGCUCCUUCCAAAGUUGUUUAAAUGUGUAGUUUGCACUUUCACGAGGGUAAGUAAUAACAUUCAAUUUCGGAGAGGGGUGGAGAGGAGGAUCUGAUGGUUCACAGUAUCAAAGCAGCAGACAGGUCUAGAGGACAAGAGCAGAGGAGAGAGGAGUUAGCUUUAGCAGUGCGGAGAGUCUCUGUGACACAGAGAAGAGCAGUCUCAGUUGAAUGACCAGUCCUGAAACCUGAUUGGUUUGGAUCAAGAAGGUCAUUCUGAGAGAGAUAGCAAGAGAGUUGGCUAAAGACGGCACGCUCAAUAGUUUUGGAAAGAAAAGAAAGAAGGGAUACUGGUCUGUAGUUGUUGACAUCAGUGGGGUCGAGUGUUGGUUUUUUGAGAAGGGGAGUAACUCUCGCUCUCUUGAAGACGGAAGGGACAUGGCCAGCGGUCAAGGAUGAGUUGAUCAGCGAGGUGAGGUAGGGGAGAAGGUCACCGGAGAUGGUCUGGAGAAGGGAGGAGGGGAUGGGGGUCAAGCGGGCAGGUUGUUGGGCGGCCUGCAGUCACAAGUCGCAGGAUCUUAUCUGGAGAGAGAGGGGAGAAAGAAGUCAAAGCAUAGGGUAGGGCAGUGUGAGCAGGACCAGCAGUGUCAUUAGACUUAACAAACAAGGAUCGGAUGUCGUCAACCUUCUUUUCAAAGUGGUUGACGAAGUCAUCCACAGAGAGAGAGGAGGGGGGGGGGGGGGGGAGGGAGGAUUCAGGAGGGAGGAAAAUGUGGCAAAGAGCUUCCUAGGGUUAGAGGCAGAUGCUUGGAAUUUAGAGUGGUAGAAGGUGGCCUUAGCAGCAGAAACAGAUGAAGAAAAUGUAGAGAGGAGGGAGUGAAAAGAUGCCAGGUCGGCAGGGAAUUUAGUUUUCUUCCAUUUCCGCUCCGCUGCCCGGAGCUUUGAACUGGACUGUGUGUUUACAGGCAGUUGUAACAGCUGACUUUAGCUCAAUAGAACGCAUUCACCAAAAGCCACAAAAUACACCUGAAUGUAUUUCUGCAAAUAUGUCAAUACCAUGGGAUUUCUCCUUUACAUUUGGGAACUUUAGUCCUAUUGAUCAAACAACCAUGAGAAGUUAGGCUCUCUCUCCCUCAGUUAUGCACAAGAUCAACAACUAAUGCUAGCCAGAGCAAGAUGAGCUAAAAUAUAACAAAAUAACAUUAGAUAAACCCUCUCAAACAUUUUCAGCUAUUUGGCUGUCAAAAUUGCACUGAGAAAUGAUGGGGAAUUGUAGCCUACUUGUCCUUCUGCAGCUUGCCUGCCUGGCUGAAGUUGGCUAGCUAGCUACUUCCAGACACAAAUAAGAGAACACCUCACUCUGACCAUUUUACUCACCCUAGCAGAGCUGGUUAGCUAGGCUGUUUACAUGUUAUCUAGAGUGUUCGUGAUUGUUUUGCCUACGUUUACUGACACUGGUCAUAUUCAGCGUGUGUUGCGUAAAUUAAUCAGCUAUUCUGCACUCUGGCACACAGACGAGUGCUCUGAAAUUGGAGUAGUGAAUUUGGAGGCAGCAAACAAUGUACCAGGCUUGCUGUGAUUUAUAACCUGAUAGCAAUAUUUUUAGGACUACCAAGAAAUGUAUUGGAAUUACAUUAAUCAUGCAAUGCCUUAGUGUACAUCAUGGAAUGUUGAGUCAAAUAGAACCUAUUUAUAAAACCUGUUAUAAAGUUGGUUUUGUAGCAUAAACUGGGAAUUUUAUAUUUGUCCGUUUUCAUAUCUGCAAAGUAGUUAAAAUGCUGUCAGUUCCACUUUAAGGCGUCCACAUGCUUCCCCCGAAACAGUUCAAAAGAGUUUGUGCAUAUAUUAUGACAACGUUUUGGACUUCGGUAAGGGUUUUUUCGGCUGUUCAGGCACGUUACUACUUAUUUUUUUCAUGAUGGUGCUAGACAGCCAUAUGAGUGCUAGCUACAGAACAUAAAGCUAGCCCAACCUGGACCCUGGGGUAGACGUAACAUAGUAAAUGGAAAUCUGGGACACUCCAAUUAGGAUAUGUUUAGUAUGCUAUGUCUUAAUUUGUGGAUGUCCAUCAUCCAUUUCGUACAAAAUGUUACAUUUUAAUUUGUUGUGGCGAGUGCAAGCUAGGUGGCUAACGCUAGCUGGGUUAGGAGUUAAGUUAAAGGGUUAGGGGAAGGGUUAGCUAACAUGCAAAGUAGCUAAAAAGUAGUAAGUAGUUGCUAAAGUUGUCUGGUGAGAUUCGAACACGCAACCUUUGGGUUGCUAGAUGUUCGCGUUAUAUGCUCACCCAUCCAACUUGACCAACCACCCUACUUUCGUUUUUGCCUUAAGUAACCUGUCAUAUGUAACAUUAUACUAAUUUGAGUGUCCCAGAUUUACAUUUACUAUGUUACGUCUAGUCUGAGACCAGGCUGGCUAGCCAAAACUAACAACACAAAUAAAUUGACUAUUCAGCUACAAGUAGUGAGUGGGGUUAAACGGACUAUACUAAACAAGUAAAAUGUCUUACCUUUGAUUUUUGUUGUUUGUUUUUAAUGAUUUCCUCACACGGCUACGCCUACGUGUAGCCUACUUAGACACCGGAUCCCCACAUUUCCCACUCUCCCAUGCUGAAUAGCCUGAAGCCACAUGGCUCUUCUCACAGGCUCUAUUUCCCUACAUGGGAGCAUUGCGGCAUUUUUGAUCUGGUUACAUGUACAUUGAACAACACAGCAGCUUUUCGGCAUGUUUUAUUUCUGUAUAACAAAUCCAUAACGAAGUUGACCCUUCAAUGGGAAAGAAUGUUUGUUUUCCCCAAUUUGUGGGUGUGGUCAAGGGGAAUUAUUUGUUAUGACGAAUAUCAACUCUUGCGUAUACUAAAGACAGUACAGUAUGAUGGGCAGAAACUGCUUCUCCAAUGGAAAUCCCAGAUCACACUUGUAGUCGCUGUCAUGGUGACUGGCUAGCUAGGCUCGUGUAGAAACACGUCAUCGGGUCUAACGGUCGUCUCGCGCCGAACUACGUGUGUGCAGGCCGUGCGCUCCUUCGGCAAAGUUGUUUUUAACAAGUGUCAGUUUGUCACUUUCACGAGGGUAGAGUAAUAACAUGUUCAACUACUUACGCUGGCUCGCAUCUAGUUUGUGCCUUUUUAGAUUUAGAGAAAUAACUACUAAGGAAGAAUUUCACUUCUCUCAUUGGGCUUGUUCAACAGUGCAGGCGACUGCCGACUGACUGAUCUACAAAUCACCUUGCAUCAUAAAUAACGACUUGUUAUUUGUAAGUCAGUCACAAUUUACUCAUGAUUCAUCACGGUUUUGAUGCUCUCGAACAUGGCCACAGAUUUCUCAAACCCCAAACCUGGGUCUGUUUCGCAAGCGUUCCUUGCGAUGUUAUGUUUCUGGGUUUAGAAACUCUGUGGCCAUACCCAUCACCCCACUGGUGCACCCUGCAGUGCAAACUGUCACUUUUUAGUUUGAGCAUCACAGGCUGUACGUGUCAAGCGAGGGGUUGGAGGAAGUGUUAUAAAAGACAUGAGUCUCAAUAGAAGCUACUCAACCAUACCUUCCCGACUCUGUUCUUUUCCCAGGUAUGCAAGCGCAUGGACAUGAUCAAUCAGCGCAUGCUGAACCAAGGCUUCCUCAAGGUGGAGCGUUACCACAGCCUGUGCCAGAGGCAGGUCAAAGCCCAGCUUCCAAGGUCGGUCUCAACACCACUGGAGGGAGGGAUUUCUAGAGUAGAUGAUGUGUAUGCUAUUUGAAUAUAGGUGUUUUUGCUUGGCCUGUGUCCUGAGGCAAAUCAAUGAGUAAAAGUAGGCCUACUGCAUCCAGGCAAUGAAGCCAGAAGUGUUUGAGCUCUGUAGGAACUAGGGCUGUCCCUGACUAAAAAGAUCUUGGUCGACCGAGAGUACAGUAGUCUGUUCUUUCGACCAAUCGAUUGGUAUACAUUUUAAAACGUGUAUUUUUCCAUAUAUAAACACACCCUAUGUUUGAUCAAAAUCAACUAUGUAGGUUGCUGAGCUUGUCUAAUGCUUUAAGCACUGCGAUAAAAAAAUUAAGACACACACACAUUAGUAGAGAGGGAGCCAGAGAUCAGUAUAGCCUAACCAGAAGAGAGAACUUGUUUCCACCACUCCCCUCCUCCUCCCACUGCUGCUGGCCUUCGCAGCCAUUAAGCUCCUUAAGUUGCCUAUAAUAGGCUACACCAGCGGUCGGCAACCUUUUCCAUUUGGAGUGCCAAGUUAUCGUAUUUCUACUGAUCUGCGUGCCAGUUAUGAUUUUCAUAUGCACAUUUUCAUUUCCUUUUAAUAGUCUUCAUAUCUCAAUGUCACGGAAAUGUGUUCAGAAAUAAAUAUACACGAUCUGUAAAAACCAGCUCCUCCCUCAACAGAGAUCGAUCAUCUUGAAAAACUAAAGCAGAUACAGUGAGGGGGAAAAAGGGAUUUGAUCCCCUGCUUGGUUUUGUACGUUUGCCCACUGACAAAGACAUGAUCAGUCUAUAAUUUUAAUGGUAGAUUUAUUUGAACAGUGAGAGACAGAAUAACAACAAAAAAAACUUAAACGCAUGUCAAAAGUUAUAAAUUUAUUUUCUUUUUAAUGAGUCAUGCAAAACAUGACUUAGUACUUGGUGGCAAAACCCUUGUUGGCAAUCAGAGGUCAGAUGUUUCUUGUAGUUGGCCACCAGGUUUGCACACAUCUCAGGAGGGAUUUUGUCCCACUCCUUGCAGAUCUUCUCCAAGUCAUUAAGGUUUCGAGGCUGACGUUUGGCAACUCAAACCUUCAGCUCAGUCCACAGAUUUUCUAUGGGAUUAAGGUCUGGAGACUGGCUAGGCCACUCCAGGACCUUAAUGUGCUUCUUCUUGAGCCACUCCUUUGUUGCCUUGGCCGUGUGUUUUGGGUCAUUGUCAUGCUGGAAUACCCAUCCACGACCCAUUUUCAAUGCCCUGGCUGAGGGAAGGAGGUUCUCUACCCAAUAUUUGACGGUACAUGGUACAAGUUGUCCUGUCCCCUUAGCAGAAAAACACCCCCAAAGCAUAAUGUUUCUACCUCCAUGUUUGACGGUGGGGAUGGUGUUCUUGGGGUCAUAGGCAGCAUUCCUCUUCCUCCAAACACGUUGAGUUGAUGCCAAAGAGCUCGAUUUUGGUCUCAUCUGAACACAACACUUUCACCCAGUUCUCCUCUGAAUCAUUCAGAUGUUCAUUGGCAAACUUCAGACUGGCCUGUAUAUGUGCUUUCUUGAGCAGGGGGACUUUGCGGGCGCUGCAGGAUUUGUCCUUCACGAUGUAGUGUGUGACCAAUUGUUUUCUUGGUGACUAUGGUCCCAGCUGCCUUGAGAUCAUUGACAAGAUCCUCCCGUGUAGUUCUGGGCUGAUUCCUCACCGUUCUCAUGAUCAUUGCAACUCCACGAGGUGAUCUUGCAUGGAGCCCCAGGCCGAGGGAGAUUGACAGUUCUUUUGUAUUUCUUCCAUUUGCGAAUAAUCGCACAAACUGUUGUCACCUUCUCACCAAGCUGCUUGGCGAUGGUCUUGUAGCCCAUUCCAGCCUUGUCCCUGACAUCCUUGGAGAGCUUUGUUCUUGGCCAUGAUGGAGAGUUUGGAAUUUGAUUGCUUCUGUGGACAGGUGUCUUUUUUAUACAGGUAACGAGCUGAGAUUAGGAGCACACUCUUAAAGGGAGUGCUCCUAAUCUCAGUUUGUUACCUGUAUAAAGACACCUGGGAGCCAGAAAUCUUUCUGAUAACAUUUGACAUGUGUUUUUCUGGAUUUUUGUAGUUGUUAUUCUGUCUCUCACUGUUCAAAUAAACCUACCAUUAAAAUUAUAGACUGAUCAUUUCUUUGUCAGUGGGCAAACGUACAAAAUCAGCAGGGAAUCAAAUACUUUUUUCCCCUCACUGUAGAUUGCUACGGCCCACCACCUACUGUAGAAAAUAGUUUUACUGGAGUUGUGUAGCCUACCGGAGUGGACGCAACUCAUAUCCAACUGCUGAUUUGAGAUGUUCAAUCAUUCAGACUUAAUUUAGAUUGUUCAGAUUGAUCGUAAGAAAUCGUUUUGGUAAUUUAUUUUAACAGUGUGUACAGUGGGGGGAAAAAAGUAUUUAGUCAGCCACCAAUUGUGCAAGUUCUCCCACUUAAAAAGAUGAGAGAGGCCUGUAAUUUUCAUCAUAGGUACACGUCAACUAUGACAGACAAAUUGCGAAUUUUUUCCAGAAAAUCACAUUGUAGGAUUUUUAAUGAAUUUAUUUGCAAAUUGGGGUGGAAAAUAAGUAUUUGGUCACCUACAAACAAGCAAGAUUUCUGGCUCUCACAGACCUGUAACUUCUUCUUUAAGAGGCUCCUCUGUCCUCCACUCGUUACCUGUGUUAAUGGCACCUGUUUGAACUUGUUAUCAGUAUAAAAGACACCUGUCCACAACCUCAAACAGUCACACUCCAAACUCCACUAUGGCCAAGACCAAAGAGCUGUCAAAGGACACCAGAAACAAAAUUGUAGACCUGCACCAGGCUGGGAAGACUGAAUCUGCAAUAGGUAAGCAGCUUGGUUUGAAGAAAUCAACUGUGGGCGCAAUUAUUAGGAAAUGGAAGACAUACAAGACCACUGAUAAUCUCCCUCGAUCUGGGGCUCCACGCAAGAUCUCACCCCGUGGGGUCAAAAUGAUCACAAGAACGGUGAGCAAAAAUCUCAGAACCACACGGGGGGACCUAGUGAAUGACCUGCAGAGAGCUGGGACCAAAGUAACAAAGCCUACCAUCAGUAACACACUACGCUGCCAGGGACUCCGUGUAAAGGAAAGAAUGAAUGGGGCCAUGUAUCGUGAGAUUUUGAGUGAAAACCUCCUUCCAUCAGCAAGGGCAUUGAAGAUGAAACGUGGCUGGGUCUUUCAGCAUGACAAUGAUCCCAAACACACCGCCCGGGCAACGAAGGAGUGGCUUCGUAAGAAGCAUUUCAAGGUCCUGGAGUGGCCUAGCCAGUCUCCAGAUCUCAACCCCAUAUAAAAUCUUUGGAGGGAGUUGAAAGUCAGUGUUGCCCAGCGACAGCCCCAAAACAUCACUGCUCUAGAGGAGAUCUGCAUGGAGGAAUGGGCCAAAAUACCAGCAACAGUGUGUGAAAACCUUGUGAAGACUUACAGAAAACGUUUGACCUGUGUCAUUGCCAACAAAGGGUAUAUAACAAAGUAUUGAGAGACUUUUGUUAUUGACCAAAUACUUAUUUUCCACCAUAAUUUGCAAAUAAUUCAUAAAAAAUCCUACAAUGUGAUUUUCUGGAUUUUUUCCAAUCGGCAGCAGAUAUUCAUUUUAAAAUGGAAAAUGAAUGUGUAUAUGCAACAACAACAAAUUAUCGCAUCAAUUUGUUCCCCUAAUUAAACUAAAACGUAUCGUUCAUGUAUCGGCACCCAUGCAAUUCUAGAUGUGUAUCGAAUCGUUCAUGAAAGGAGAGAUCCAAAUCCCUAGGUCCAUCAUGUUUUCCUUGUUACAAUAAGAAAGAGAUGCAUUGUUGGUAAUUAAAGAAAAUAAAUAAUCUGAGACAUCAACUUGUGAAUGAUUAGCCUAAAUUAUAGCCUAUUCACCCCAUUGUGUCAGCAGCACUAGUGCAUUACGAAAGUGACAACCUCGAUGCUAUGAAACACAUUCACAAUACUUAUUUUUUUAUGCCUUUUUUAUUUUUUUGUCAUAUCCAAUUACAAUCUUGUCACAUCGCUGCAACUCCCCAACGGGCUCGGACGAGUCAUGCGUCCUCCGAAACAGCCCGCCAAACCGUGCUCCUUAACACCUGCCCGCUUACCCGGAAGCCAGCUGCACCAAUGUGUCGGAGGAAACACUGUUCAACUGAUUACCAAAGUCAGCCUGCAGGCGCAUGGCCUGCCACAAGGAGUCACUAGAGCGCGAUGAGCCAAGUAAAGCACCCUCCCCGGACGACGCUGGACCAAUUGUGCGCCGCCCUAUGAGACUCCCAGUCACAGCCGGUUGUGACACAGCCUGGGCUCGAACCCGGGUCUGUAGUGACGUCUUAGACCGCUGUGCCACUCGGGAGGCCUGUACUUUGUUAUUUUAUUCCAAACCAUUCAGCAUCUUCACUUUUUGAUGAUCCCUGGAAAGUUAUCAUUCAAUCAUGAUAAAUGUUACUUGGAUCAUAAAGGUAUCUGUCAUCUUGUCCUAUGUGUGUAUUUGGUGUGCUUUGUCUUGUGGCAGGCGGGAGUCGGAGCGGAGGAACCACUCACUGGCCCGUCAUGCUGACAUCCUGGCUGCAGUAGAAACGCGCCUCUCGCUACUCAACAUGACCUUCAUGAAAUAUGUGGACUCCAGUCUUUGCUGCUUCAUCCCUGGCAAGGUGCCUAGCUUCAUCCUCUUUAAUUUACCAGCCACUACCUACCUGUCACAUCUGUACAUUAGAUGCUAAUUUCUGUUAUUUUAUGGUGUUUUGCGUUGACUAACUUUAGAGCUUCUCCCAUUUGGCCAGAUGGCACUCCUGCUCUUAGCUUGACUAUAGUUUAGAAAAAUGAUCUGAAUAAAUGAUCAAAGCAGAAUUAAAAUUAAGUAUUCUGAAUAAGUGGAAGACCAGUUCCAUCCCAAUAUGAACAUGCUAGCUACUUCCACUAACUUGCAAAGUCUUGGCCUCAACAACAUUACACAAUCAAUCAAUCAAUCAAUUUUAUUUUAUAUAGCCCUUCUUACAUCAGCUAAUAUCUCGAAGUGCUGUACAGAAACCCAGCCUAAAACCCCAAACAGCUAGUAAUGCAGGUGUAGAAGCACGCACACACCAGGAUCACAUUCUUAACAUUGUAAGCCCAAGCGUACAAUUUAUUCUAAGCUUAAGUUUCCCGGCAUGUGACUGUCUUUCCCCAAGGUGAUUGAUGAGAUCUACCGUGUGCUGCGCUAUGUGAACUCUACACGUGCGCCCCAGCGGGCUCAUGAGGUGCUGCAAGAGCUGCGGGACAUCUCUUCCAUGGCCAUGGAGUACUUUGAUGAGAAGAUCGUCCCCAUCCUGAAGAAGAGGCUUCCCGGGGCCGACCUGUCAGGGCGCCUCAUCGGAUCUGCCCCAGGUAAUGGACAACUACACUGACCUUUUUAUGGCCAAUAAAGAUUCUGUAAUGUACAGAUGCCCAUGUUACUUAAUAUUAGUCAAAUGAACAUGAAUAUCUUUUAUUGUUCAACUUGGCUACCAAUUUAAGAUUGUACCUAAGAUCAUCACCCUCAGUAUUCUCUCUGCCUACCCCAGUGGCCGGACCCUCCACCUCCCUGACCACUAUGUCCCUGCUGGCUAAGAACACGCCGUCACGCUCUGAGAUGACCAAGGUGCAGCAGCAGGUGAAGGUGAACGGGGCGUCCAUGACGGUGCUGCGGCGGGAGAAUCAGGAGGUGCGCGUCAAACAGCUGGAGCAGCAAAAGCAGCUGCAGGACCAGGAGCAGAAGCUGCUGGAGCAGACGCAGGUUAUCGGGGAGCAGAACGCCCGGCUGGCUGAGCUGGAGCACAAGCUCAGGGAACUGAUGGACAGUGCGGUGGGGGGAGGGGCCAGGCCGGCUGUAGCCGCCUCCACCUCAGCAGCUUCUUCCUCGACAGGCUCCGCUGCCGUCACCACAACGUCUUCUGCUGCCGUCGCCACGGCAACCAGUGCCAUGGCCGCAGCGGUGGAGACGGCAGGCAGCCUGCCCCUGAAACGCACCAGGAAGAGCUCAGACCUCCUGCGCCAGUCCAAACGCCUGCGCAGCAAGAAAUAAGACAAUGUUUUUUUUGUCUGAUUGCAUCUCCAACCAUGUCCUGUGACAUUAUUUUAAUUCUCAUUGUCUGGAAUGUCUUUAGUAGAGGGGGGGGUCAUGGUAAAGGAGUCAGGAGUUGCUCUGUUUCCCUGGCGUUGAAUUCCCCUUGUCAUGUCCCUCUCAAAUGCAUACAGAAACUACACCAUGGACAUCUUUGUGCUGAUUAGGCCAGCAUAUUUGGGCAAGAGUGCUAGUAGUCUCCUCAGUUUAACCACAGACUCUUAAAGCCACUAAGAAUUUGCACACUAGUUGACAAGGUGCGAGUUAGGUUGAAAAAUCUAAAACACUUAAUCUUGGUAUUCAGUCUUUCUUGUCCAUCAACAAAAGUCAAUCCAGAUUAGGUUGUUGGCUCCUAGUGGGGAGAGAGCCUCAUCUUUGCAGUGAGGCAAGAAAUAAUGAGUGCUUUCUAAUAUGCAUUGCAUAACUACUGAUGAGGUGGACUUUGGUUGUUAAAAAUGCAUUUGAAAUAUUGGCUAGAUGAGACCACUCAGGAUAAAGGAUGUUUAAAUUCUGCCUCUGAGCCAAUUUUGUCCUUAUUGAUGCAAAUACAAUUUUUAACUUAAGAAGUCAUUUUCUUAUUGUUUUGUUCUGUGUUGGCCAGGUGGGAUUGCUUAAUAUCCUUGUUCAAUAUUCUUUAUUUUUCUGAGACGGGCUAAAUUAAAGGGUUUGACUCCUGCAUCGAGAGGAUUAUAUUACAUUACUUGCACUUCCCAUCCCAAAUUUGGUGCAAUUAAAAUUAAAGGAAGUUAUUCUCUAUUUCCCAAAAAUUAGAAUUUAAUUUAUUUUAGGCAGGUCCUGGGAGAUUACGCAUCCUCAUGAAAAGGACAGUUUUACGAUUCCUAUUGUAAUGAACGGUGUUCAGCUAGUAUUAGUGAAAUGACACUUUUGAUUUUAAAUGCAUUUCUGUGUUCCACAAGAAGAUGCAGUCUUUGGCACUCACUGUUGAGUUGAAGACAGGCAGGCUAAUGUGGCGAUUGAUCAUGUAGCUGAGGGAGCGUCUCUAAAGCCAUGGUGCCUGGGAAAUUAAGGAAAGGGACUUGUUUUACAUUGGGCAAUGGCAGGACGGCUAUAGGAUCCCACAAAAGACUUAGUUUUCAGAGAUCAAUCAUUUCCAAAAAAAAGUUCUGACACAAUCUUCCUUCAGGGCUAGAGUAAUUUUGCUCCAUCGUUUAUCUAUACGUUUUGGAAAUGGCUGUCAUUGAUCAAAUACUAGUCUGAGUAAAAUUUGAUUUAUAUGCAGUCAAGUAUCUGUCUUUGGGGAAGAUUUAUCAAAGCUUUAUAUAAGAGGUAGAAAUGACCCUCUGUAUUGAUUGACCAGACUGGUGAUUCUGUCUUGGAGGUCAAAGGUAAAUUUGCCACUUUGAAAAUGUGUUUAAUCAGUUGUGCAGUUGUCAUCUAGACCUACUUCUCUGUCUACUGAUCUUAUUGUUAUGCUAUCUUUGUACACAAAGUUUAGUCCCAUGUAACACCAAGUUCAUCUGUUCAAGAAAUAUUCAGAUUUGCCAAAUGACUGCCGUGCAACUACAGUAGAGGUUGACCAAUGUAAGCCCUACUGAAGAUAACUUUUAGUAGAACUCCUUUCACAAUUUAAAAGGAUUUAAAGUCUUAGGUUUCUCCCUAAUUGCUAUAAAAACACUCUUGCACAACAGCACCCUUCCCAUUUCAAGAUCUCUGCACACAGUUCUCUUUUUAGCUUGUGAGCCCGUAAUGCGGCUGGAAUUUCGUUAAGAAUGACAUAACAUUUUACAUUUAGCAGACGCUCUUAU
This is a messenger RNA of Coregonus sp. 'balchen', 14796 nucleotides long. The record is from the annotation of a GenBank genome assembly. NCBI's taxonomy places the organism in Eukaryota, Metazoa, Chordata, Actinopteri, Salmoniformes, Salmonidae.